Molecule: messenger RNA, 684 nt
Organism: Saxophila tyrrhenica
Lineage: Eukaryota; Fungi; Ascomycota; Dothideomycetes; Mycosphaerellales; Extremaceae
Gene: FMP52
Product: Protein fmp52, mitochondrial
Exons: 3
Coding region: 1-684 (227 amino acids)
Biological process (GO): import into nucleus
Cellular component (GO): cytoplasm
Molecular function (GO): oxidoreductase activity, acting on the aldehyde or oxo group of donors, NAD or NADP as acceptor; NAD binding
Source: RefSeq, a predicted model, not a curated record
AUGGCAACAGUCUGUCUCGUAGGCAGCACGGGCUUGGUGGGAUCUAACAUCUACACCGUGCUCUCCAAACACCCGCACUUCAACACCAUCUACGCAUACUCACGGAAAGACCUACCCAUCAGCGAGAAGCUCAAGCCACUUGUCUCGAAGGAUACCUCAUCAUGGCCAUCUCAAUUCCCAUCAGGUGCCGAACUAUUCAUCUCAGCUCUGGGCACCACCAGAGGAGCAGCCGGCGGGUUCGAAAAUCAACGCAAGAUCGAUUACGAUCUUAAUCUUGAGCUGGCAAAGGCAGCCAAGGAAGCUGGCACGAAGCAUUAUGUGCUGAUAUCGUCCACCGGUGCAAGCGCCUCAUCCUCGCUUGGGUAUCCGAAGAUGAAAGGUGAGCUCGAAGAAGCCGUCAAAGCGCUCGACUUUGAUCAUCUCGUCGUCCUCAGGCCAGGGCUGCUUGUAGGGAACAGGAACGAGAGCCGGUUCGGCGAGAUGGUGUUCCGAAAGAUUGCCGCAGGCGCAGGAGCCAUCAGUGGCAACCGGCUGAAGGACUUCUGGGCGCAGGAUGCGGAUGUCGUCGCAAAGGCUGCGGUCAGGGCUGGCUUGGACUGUAUGGAGGGCAAGCAGGAGGAGAAGUUCCGACUGCUUGGACAGGCGGAUGUUGUGAGAUUGGGGAGGACGGAGUGGAAGGACUGA